AUGCUCGCGGGGGCGGCGGCGGCGGCGGCGGCGCUGCUGCAGGAGCCCGCGGGCCUCGCUGCCAGAAAGAAAGAAAGGAAGAGCGGCCGGGGCGGGCCCGGCGGCUCGGAAUUAGAUGAGUGGGAGCAGAGCAGAGGAGGGCGGGAAAGCGCGCUGUGUGCAGAAUGGGCGCAGCCGGCCGGAAACGCGGGGGCGGCGGGGGCGCGCGCGGGGGCGGCGGGGGCGGCGCCGCUUCGACGCCCGGCGCGGCUCGGUCCCAAAAACUGCGCGUCGGCGCCGGGGCGGGGGGCGAGGGCUCGGGUCUGCUGUCGUGCGACUCCUCCCGUACCAGACAAAGGGCAACGCGCGGGCCGGGCCGCCUCACCUGUUACUGUACUCUCACGGCGGAAAGUAAACAUUACAGAACGGAGGACCGUCCGCGCAAGGAACGCCGAGUGGGGUUCAGUGAGGAGCUGGAGGCGCCGGCUGAGGCUGCGUAAUCAGCUUAAUCAGCAGCGGCUGCCGCCCCCGCCGCCCACGCCGCACCCGCCGCCCCUGCCGCCCGCGCUCACGUAA
Schistocerca cancellata (South American locust) is the source of this 555-nucleotide messenger RNA. Its product is annotated as myb-related transcription factor, partner of profilin-like. NCBI's taxonomy places the organism in Eukaryota, Metazoa, Arthropoda, Insecta, Orthoptera, Acrididae. The coding region runs from base 1 to 555 and encodes 184 amino acids. The transcript is spliced from 3 exons. The record is from RefSeq and is a predicted model, not a curated record.